Messenger RNA from Podarcis lilfordi (Lilford's wall lizard), 21088 nucleotides. NCBI's taxonomy places the organism in Eukaryota, Metazoa, Chordata, Lepidosauria, Squamata, Lacertidae. The record is from the annotation of a GenBank genome assembly.
GCCAAUCGGAGAGGAGGAGGGGCCGGGAGGCGCUCAGUUUGAGGCGAGACGCGGCCGACGGAGGCCACGGCGAAGAGCAGCGGCCACGGCGACUGGGAUGGAGGCCUUGGAAAGCCGCGGAAGAGGGUUGGCGAAGCUGGCGGUGCAGCAGCAGCUCCGAGCCGCCUAUGGGAUCAAGGUGAAGAACCGGCCAGCGAAAGGGAAGCCCUUGCCCGCCGCCGCCGGGGAGGGGAAGGUGAGUGGAGUCGGGGGAAAGGGGCUGAGGCGAGGCGGCGGAGGCAGAGAAGGCGCCGCCUUCACGCCAGCCGGGGAGCCCUGGAGGACUCGGAGCAGGGAAGCCCGGGGCUUGGAGCUCCCCCUCGCCGCCCGGUUUGCAGGCGACUCGGGGCCCCUCGCAGCUUUUCCGCUGCCCGCCUGCUGGGCGGGAGGCGAGAAGAAAGGCAGGGCGGGGGGGGGGGAGAGUCUGACCAGGUAGCUGAGCCUUGUGCCACCACGUCCACCAUUCCGAUCAUAAUAAUAAAAAAUAAUAUUACUUAUACUCCGCCCAUCCAGCCACUCUGGGCAAAGGUGCGCUAGUGUCAAUCAAAAACAAAAGCACUGGGUUGAGAAGGCGCUCUUAGAAGGCGACCCGCUUGACUAUUGGGGGGACGCCUUCUUUAAAAAAAGCUAGAUUUGCUGUGCAGACUUCUAGGUCCUUACUCAGGCUGCCUCAUCUUUUUGAAAACGUAGGAAGCUUCUUCACACUGAAUUAUUGGACUCCCUAGUCGUUUAGUUAUUGACUCUUCAAAAGUUUAGGAUCCAAGAUCCGUAUAUAAGCCCAAACGGGUAUUUUGUGGGGAGGGACUUCAUUUAUUUAUUUAUUUAAACCAUGUAACUUCGCAACUCUGGUUGCGAUUACUGUAAGUCAGGCUGCAGCCCGGUGGUGAGAACAUACGACCAGUUGAGAUCAAACAUCUGACUGACAGGGGCUCUUGAUUUCCAGGCAGGAGUCUUUCCCAGCCCUUCCUGGAGAUGCCAGGGACUUGCUGUGGCCUUAUUAAAAAUGAUGGGUUGCAUGAGGUGUGCAGUCAGAUCCUAUGCAUUUUUACACAAAAGUAAAGCCAACUGUGUUCAAUAGGGUCAAUUGUGAAGUAUGUCCCAUUAAAGCCAGUGGGAGUUGCUUCUGAGUAGCCAUGCUUUUGGAUUGUGCUGCAAGGUGUGCUUUCUUUAUUUUCUUGCAUAGGCCAGGGGAUAUAAUGUUCCCUUUUCUCAAACUUCAGAAAUAGCAAACCUUAGAAAUAGGCUAUAGUGAGGAUGUGUUGAUUCAGUGAGGACUUGUCUUGCAGGCAUAAUAGUGGGCUUCUUUCUUCCUCAAUAUGAGUGAGAAGAAAUUGCAGUUCAGCAAGGCAACAAAAGACCUCUGUUAUAUAAAUAGUAGUGUUUUUACUCCCAGUAACUAUGUAUGGAGCGCUUCCGUCGCUUUCUUUUUAGGAAGCAGUAAGACUAGAUGAUGUGGCUUUAUUCUUGUACAUAAACAUGAUAACUACACAAGAGCCCAUUUCAUCAGACUCGUCAUAUAUGGAGUGUUAUCCAGAGUUGGCAAGUAUAUGCACAUGCAUGUGUGCAUGGGAGGGGGGAUUAGUUGUGAGGCCACAGGCAAUGAUUUUAAAAAUACAGAAUAAGAGCUGCAUUAAAACUUAAAUGUAUGCAACUGAUUGUAGUGACCAUUCACAAAAGAUGGAUGUGCACUCAUAGAGGGAUAACUGUUAAUAUCAAUACUGCUUUGUAUUGAUUUAAACUGCCCUGUGAUCUUCGGAUGAAGGGCAGUAUAUAAAUUUAAUUUGUGAAUGGUCACUGUAAUUAGUUAUAUACAUUUAUACUUUAAUGUAGUUAUCACUGUAUUUCUUGCAACACAGUUACCUUGAUUUUAUUAUGCAGCCAUCUAAAGUACUUUUGAGUGGCCACCUUAAUUAGUUUACACAACUUUUAGCUUUAAUGUAAUUAUCGCUGUCUGGUGUUUUUCAUUGAGCUCUGAUCUCAUAGAUUCCACCCCCCCCCCCUUCUCUGUUCCCAUUUCCUACCAACCCAGGAUAAAAUCCUUUCAUCUGAUGAAAUAAGCUCAAGCCUAUGAUAAGAAGUUGUUGCUGCUGCUGCUGUUGUUGUUGUUGUUAGUUUUUAAGGUGCCACAGGAUUCAUUAUGUGUUUGCUGCAGUAUAGCUACUCAUAAGGAAAGUAUCAUAAGGAUGUGCCUUUAGGUUCCUCAUGAACACAUAGACACAAGUAAAGGUUUUCUUUCAGCUCUGGAUUUUUUUUUACCCUAUUUUGUGCUAUUGUGUAUACUUCUCUCUUUAAUAAAUCAUCCCAUCCCACCUUACUUCCAGUAGUGCAGCCCUCAUCUUUAAAAGAACAACUUAAAUUAUUUGAAAGACACUUAGAUUGAGGCCAGUCUAGAUGGCUCAUUUUACAAAAAUGCAAACAUUUCAACUUCCAUGUCAAAAUAGAGCUAGUAUAGGGGUCCCUGUUAUGCUUCAUUUUAAGGCGAAGAUAAAAUUUGUGUUCUGGGGCAAAGGUAAAUGAGCAUGCAGUUACAUUCGCUUGAAUGAGUAACUAAGAAUGCAUGUAUAUAAGGAUCAGGUAUUGUGUGAUUAGAUAAGAAUACUAUCUGUGGUCCUGUCUUAGGCUGAAAAACGAGUAGUUUUUUCAUCCGAUGAAACAAGCUGUAAGAUACAAAGUUUGUAUUGUACUAAAUCAGUAUUCAGUAAGGCAUACCUUAUGGAAUUUAUUUUCUCUUGAUUUUCCACUUUAAAAUAUUAAAUUAUGUAAAUCACUAUCAUUGGGUAGAAUGGAAGCAAUGAUUUGUGUUUGCAGUUGUGCACAAUAAUUUCAGAAAUGUUUACAUCACAAAAAGCUCUUUUACACAGGUCUGUUGGCAUUAGAGAGUCCCUUUGCAUCCAGUACAGAGUAAGUGCAAGUUAAUUCCUUGAUGAAAGUGCUGUGCAUGCACUUCAAAAGAUAUUAAGACAAGAUUAAAGGGGCGUUUACUUCAUAAGAAUCAGAAGUUCUAGUGUCCUUUGUGCACUACCUCUGUGUUCUGCUACUUGUUGAAAAAAGUUGUUUUGUUUUGUUUCUUAGGGCAAAAUAUUUGGAAUAGCUCUUCAUGAAUUACCUCAUCAAGAUGUGCCUGAAUAUGAUCGUAUACCUUGGUAAGCAAAACCUAUAAUAUAGCAGACAUAAGGCAUAAUUAGGUCUUCAUGCAGUUUAUUCUGGUAGAAACAUAAAAGUGAAUCUGGGGAGAGAAUAAUUCAUGCGAUCAACUCCUGAAAUUUGUUUCUGUUCCCCACACCACAAAUGGUUGGUGCCAAGGAAGGAAAGUUCUUCAUACUGAUGAGGGGAAAGGAAAUUGCAACAUUCCCAUGAUCGCACCAGCAGGCGUACAAUGACCUUUUGUCCUGAUAGAAGGGAGAUCGUAUGCUUUUCUAGUAGAGCAUUGUGAAACAGUGCUGUUUGAAAUUGUGUAACUGGAGGUGGUGAAAAGCAAUUGCAAUAGAUAACAUUUGGGGAGAAAAACUAUUUUUUCAUUUACAAGCUAUUGGUCAGGAGCACAAGGAAGAUGCAGGACUGCUGAACUGAUUACAUCUUGAACUGCCCUGCUUAACCCCACUUUUGUGCCUCCAAAUUCCAGGGUCUGGGCUUAGUGCUUGUGUUUCCACAGCCUUUCUCCCCCCCCCCUUUUUUUUUUUCCUUACUCUUCCAGAAUUAUCAGUCUAUCAAAUUCUCUCUGUCAAUUUGUAUCCUUUCCCCCCCCUCCCCCAGGCAGCUUGACACAACUGUUUCAAAUAUAUAUCCAAAAGAAGGAAACAGUCUCCAGGGUCCAAGUCAAAUUGUUACUAAAUUUCCAUGGCUGUUAUGCCUCUUUGUCUCCCAUACACAAAAACGUCCCUUGCAGAAACUGUCCGCAGAAAUCAGACGCUGACUUCCUUUUUGGCUUCCUUUUUGCCAAAUCAGUCAAUUUAAACCUAUUUUUUUUAUAUAAAGCUUUGUUUGGGUUUUACCUCUAAUUGGAAGAUCUGCUGCUUCUGGUGACAGUGUGUGGCUUUUGUCAAUAGAGUGAGUUGGAACCUUGAGCAGACUCAAGCCCCUUCCCUUUCCCCCGUGCGCAAAACGAUGUUACUUUCUGAUAUAUAUCAGUAUGGACAUAAUUUAAUAUUUCUUUGCUUGCAAAGAUUGAAUUCUUAAUGCCAAACGCACUGAUUGUUUUUCGUUUUUUCCUUUAGCUUCUUAGUUGAGGCAUGUAAAUAUUUAGAAGAACACAUUGGCACUGAAGGGCUCUUCAGAAUAUCUGGAUCAGUUGUUCGCAUAAAAGCAUUAAAGGUACAGUACAACUGUCUUUCUCAGUCUGUCUUUCUAAGUAAAGGGCCUAACAAUACUAGCUAUGCAUUGUACAAAAUUAAAAAUAAGGCAGGUUCUGCCUACACUUCCAUAACCACUUAAAGUAAAUGGUUAACACUAUCUGUGCCAAUAGGCCUUCAAAUAUCUCAACAUUUCUUACAAAUGCCUGCAUGGUCUUCCAUCCAGUUCUGUGCUUUUUCACUAUGGCAAUGUCAGUUUUAAAACUUAUUUAUUUUAUUUUUAGGGUAAACUGGAUCAAGGUGAAAACUGCCUGUCAACUGCUCAGCCCUGUGAUGUUGCAGGGCUUCUGAAGCAGUUUUUCAGAGAACUGCCCGAGCCCAUUCUCCCAAGUGACCUGCAAGAACCUCUCAUCAAAGCCCAACAAUUGGGCAGCGAGGAGAAGAAUUCUGCCACACUGCUGCUUUCCUGUCUUAUGAAUGACAGAAUAAUCAAUAUACUCAGAUAUUUUUUCAUGUUUCUCAAAAAAGUGUCUCUAAGGUAAGUUGUGCUUACUAUUGGCCCUCUGUGCUUGGAAUAGCACUAAAAUGUUUCACAUCAUAGGAGUGCAGUUUUUGUUCCUUGCCUUUUAUUUAAUUUAGUAGGAUAUCUUUUCUUGCCACUGAACAGGUAGCUAGAAGAACACACACGUGCGUGCGCUAUUUUUAAAGAAUAAAAACAAAUCUCAGGGGGUCUUCCACAAACAAAAAUAAAUAUGCAGAUAUAUGAAGCAGUAUAAUCUCCACCCCAAUCAUCUGUUCCCAUAUCAAUGAUUGCCAUGUAGAGGAGUUCCUUCCUAAUAUCAACGCAGUUUCUAAACAACUACACUAAUUUAAGGCUAAACAUUCACUUGCCCUUUGGGUCAUAACCUGUAGUUUAGAAAAGAAAGAUAUAUCAAAUAUAAAAGUACUAACUUAAAGCAUGCACAUACAUGCACUACUCCCCCCAAAAUAAAGUGAGGAAUAAAAAACUGCACUGAAAUUAUUAGACGAACCGUUAGCAGAUGGGAAUAUCCCCUCCCCCAAAAACUUGAUCUUUCUAUAAAACUAUUCUGCAACCUGUAUGCUUAGAUUUCAUGAAAUACUUUUAUUUCACUUCUCUUGAGUGCUCACAGAGCUUAGGUGUCUUGCCUUGUCUACGAAGGAAUAAUAUCUAAUUUUAACCAAAUGAACCUUGCUUCUUCCCCCUUACCAAUGCAGGAACCAGCUCUUGAGUUAAAUAACAAUUGCUGAAUGGCUGUAUCACUCCAUCAGAGUGUUCCAUCAGAACAGUAUACUCAAAUGCCCCACCCAUUUCUUUUCCCUUGGUCAUGCUGCUUACUCUGAAUUUCCCUUUGUGUCUCUUCCUCCCUACCCCAGUACUUCCCCAAAUCCAAUAGGGAAUGUUGAAAAUGGUCCCUUCUUAAUCCCGUGCCAAUAUGAGAUAAUUAACAGCAAUAGUUCAACUUGGGAAAGCAUGGCGUAGGUUCCAAAGUAGCUCCCACAUGACUUGAAGUGCUUUUUUGAGGAAUCAGAAUCUUGUGCUGCUUAGGAUAAGCUAGUUGCAGAAGGUCUAGAAAAUAGCUAUAUUAACGAGCCAAUGCUCAAGAGCUCUUCAAGUGCAGUGCUGACUAGGCGUUUGUGCAGGGGAAAUAAUAAUUGCCUGCAGUCUUAAAAUCAGAAAUUGUAUACAGUCAUACCUCAUGUUAUGUUUGCUUCGUGUUAACGUUUUUUCAGGUUGCAUCCCGCGGCGACCCGGAAGUACUGGAAAGGGUUACUUCCGGGUUUCGCCGCUUGCGCAUGCACAGAAGCACCAAAUCGCGCUGCGCAGAUACGGCACUUCAGGUUGCGGGCUUUUCAUGUUGCGAACAGGUCUCCGGAACGGAUCCCGUUCGCAACCAAAGGUACCACUGUACUAGUAUGAAACUUCUGAUGCCAUUCUCUUUUUGGUUUUCUUUUCCAGAUCUGCUGAGAACAAAAUGAGCAGUAGCAACCUGGCAGUUAUCUUUGUUCCAAACCUCUUGCAAUCAAAUGAAGCUGACAAGAUGUCGGCUCAUACAGAGAGAAAGCUUCGUUUGCAGGCGGCAGUUCUGCAGACGCUUAUUGAUCAUGCAGAAAAAAUAGGUAUGGUGAUAAUUUUGUGUGACAUAGAAAUUUUUAGCAUUUGUGAUAUUCCUUGCACGGGCAGCUCCUGGGUUGGGCGCAUCUGAAUGAUGCGCAAUUGCGAACAUGCGCACGGCACUGGACCCAGAAGUAGCGCCCCCAAAGUCAUAAAGACAUAAUGAAAAGGGACAGGGAUGGAGUGGGCUUAUGGAAUGGAAUCCAUGCAUAACAUGCAUAACAAUUGUUCCCUAAUUCAGGGCAUGUACCAAAGUUCAUCCUGGAAAAGAUACCUACUAUGCUUGGCAUUGAUGAUCCUGUCUCCACUCCUUCGCGGCAAGAAUAUGAAGAAAGUGAAGGUGAAACUCCAGGUGAACCCACAAGGAGGAGGAGGAGGAGGAGCAUGGGAGGUGAGUGUGCUUCCCUUUGCACUUACCUGUAACAAGGGGAAAGUAGCUAUACGAGAAACUUCAAAUUGCUAAACUAAAGGGGAAAGUACACUUACAUUUAAUGUUAAUGAUAAGAAUGCUUAAUUUCAAUGAGCCGUGUAUGUGGAAUGUAUUUUGAUUCUGGGAGCAGGUUGCUUAACAAUUGAUCUAGGGAUAUAUAUUUAGACCACACACCUAUAAAUCAAUAUGUGUACUGUUUUGGUGUUUUUGUCCAAAAGUGGUUUCUAGUCUACCUUAUGAGCAAUUUGAAUUAGUAGGAAAUAGUUGGACAGGAAUAGAACAUUUAAAUUGUCCUUGGCCAAUAAGUAGCGUGCUGUUUUUUGUUUGUUUGUUUGUUUUUUAAGGAGCACACUUUUGCAUCUAUUUAUCAGUAUUGAUUUGUACACUCAUAUUUCUGUGUCCUCUAUCAGGUGGCAAGGGAAAUUUGAUUAUUUGGCUAUAGAUAAUAGAAAAGCUAGCUGCUCUUGAAACCUUAACUGUGUUGCCCUUAGUGACCUAAGGGCACUUGACCUUGAGAUUGCAAUCUACAUUUGUAACAGAUUGCAGAUUUAUCAGUGAACAUGGUAAAUAUGAUGUAAGAUCUUCACUAUUUCUUAUUUUACGUAUAUAUGGGCAAACCUUUAGCACUAGUGAGCAGUUGCACUAGCAAUAGUGCUAUUUCCACAUCUGAGUUUUAGAUAUACGCUGAUGUAAUAUUGAUCUUUAGCACAUGAUUGCUUACUAUGGCCUGAUUCACACAAUGCUAAGCUAAACUAUGGCAUACUGUGAAUAAACAAAAAUAAAGGUUCUUGGGUCAAAGAUCAUGACUAACUGCUGUAGCUAAGCAUGGCUUAACUUAGCAUAACGUCUGUACCCAGGCUUGUGGUUGUCUCACUCCAAGCAAACCAUGAGCUGCAACCAAGGUUUGUUUUUGGUUUACCAUUUGCGGUUAAUCUUAGGAAGACAAGCCCAGGUUUGGAAGUAACAGGGUAAACCAUGGCUUAGCCUUGGAUAGUGUGCUGGCAGCAGCCAGGGUAGAGCACAGGAGUCAUGAUUUUUGUUCCAGUAACCUGCUAGUUUGCACUAAGCCAUAGAUUGGCUUAUUAUUAGUAGUAGUAGCAGCAGUAUUUAAGUCUUUAUUUACUUAUUUAUUUCCCACCACGUGGUCCUAGGGCAGGUCUCAGCAAAUUUAAAGAUAAAAUAUUAAAAACAGUUUGAAACAAUUGCAUGCAAAUUAUGUACAAACUGGACCUGUGUUUUGAGUUUGUGACUUUUUUAUAUUUGCUUUUUCCCUAUGUUCAUUCUGUUUAAUUUAUUAUUUUUGAAAAGUAUUAACUGUGCAAAGAAAAUUCUAUGUCUCAUUUUGCUGGGAUCUCAAAUUGUCAUGGAAGGAUUAUUUAACACUUUGGUCAUUUUAACCCAUUUCUUUGCAGGGAGCUUACUUUCCAGCCUUGCUGGGCAGAUUAAAGGGAGGGAAUCCAAGUGGAAGAAAAUUAUCCUGGGUCUUCCAGCUAACCUUCAGAAAAAAAACUUUAAAAAAGUUUAUUGAAGGGCGGCGGGGCCUAACAACAUUGUGCUUCAUAGUUUGGCAUGGGCAACAUACAACCCACAGAGUGGAACUCUCAUUUGUCCAAGGCAGGAUCAUGUAACUAGGCUGCUUUAUUUGUCCUCUGCUUCUGUUUUCGUCCCUGCCUUUGCCCAAAGCAGAGUUCCUCCUCUACUUUAGAGCUCAGGCCUAUGUACUUUUCCUUAAUUCUUCUUUCUCUCCCGUCCCCAGUUCUCCUGCACUAAAUUUCCCCCUGCAGUGUGUACUUCUCCCUUAAGUAGCUGAGGGGUACAUGUGGGGAAAUGCUUUCCUUUCCUUUUGUCCCUUACUGCAACCUUCACCUCCUGCUUGGGCCUGUGGCACCACUCAAGAAACUCCUAUACAGUGGUACUUUGGUUCUCGAACUUAAUCUGUUCUGGGAGUCCGUUCAACUCCCGAAACCAUUCAAAAACCAAGGCACGGCUUCCAGUUGGCUGCAGGAGCUUCCUGCACUCAGUCGGAAGCCGCGUUGGGACAUUCAGCAUCCCAAAAAAGUUCACAACCUGGAACACUCGCUUCUGGGUUUGUGGCAUUCGGGAGCCGAUUUCUUCAAGAGCCAAGCCGUUUGACUACCAAGGUACCACUGUACCUUCAAAAAGGGACAGUUUAUCCAUUUAAAAGUUCUCCUUUUUUUAUUAGAAAAAGAAUUCAUUCAAAGUUUCAAAGAUUCUCUCACAGCUGAUAUUGAGGAGUUUAGUUCUGAGUGCCCAACCCUCCUACAAGUGUUCAAGCUGCUUUUCCUCAACUUCAUCUGAUUUUCUUCACAUCUCAGUCCAUCACUAUUCCAAGGAAGGAGAAGUUGUCAGUGCUGACCCUAAAUCUAGUCAAGAUAAAGUUUCACAUGAGCAUUUCUGAACACCAGUCUCCUGAUCCACAUACCACAUCCAAAAGGAAAAAUCUACCCAAAUCCAACCUCCCCUGCUAUAUGGGUCAAAACCCAGAAUAUUACCUCAGCCAGGAUAUCUCCUGCCACCAUCUCUUCAGAGAGAAAAGAGGGACAGUGAAGUGACAGAGGACUCUUGGAGCUAUAAGAUGGCUUAAUGGUUUUGAUUACAGUAUUUACUUUAUUGACAACAAUGAUUUCUGCCUUAGGUUUGCGUUCUUUUGAGCAGGAUCCAGCACAUGGCACUUCCAAAGAAGCUUCUCUUCUGCCAGCAACAAAAUUUCCUUAGAGGAUUUCCCCUAUAGGUUUUAGAUACUUGAGUCAAAGUGGACCAUACAUUUAGGCAGAAAUAAAUUUAACAGUGCACACAAUUACAGCAUGGAUAGCCUAACAUUCCCUUCAGAUGUUGUUGGGCUGCAAAUCUCAUCAGCUUCAGCCAGAAUGACCAGUGGCCCGGAAUGAUGGGAGUUGGCAUCCAGCGACAUCUGUACAUUAGAGCAACAAGCCCCAUAAUAGCCAUGCUGUCAGGGUUGGAAUGGAAUUGUGAUGCCCCCUUCCAGGAAGGGGCAAAGAAAGAAAUUUGAUUUGACCUUAAAGAGGGUUAUGAGGCCCUGGCUUUUCCCAUAAGGGCAGCUUCUAUCCUCAUAGCAAGAGCCAGCCAUUUGUAGUUCAAGCACUUAACUCCAGUUCCAGACUUUGACUAGAUAAGCUACACAGGGACCACCCCGCAAUUAUCUAGAUUGAUGCCACAAUGGAUGUGUUAAUUUUUCACCAGAGCCAUUGUGGUUGGUGUUGUAACUAGAAUGUCAACAUGGCUAAAACACUGGAAUGUAGAAUUGGCAUCCCAAAGUAAUCUAGCUUUAGUCCCCUUUAAAGAAGCUGGCCUCCUUGGAGAGGAAGCACUGAAGGAGGUUUUAGCAGAGACACAAGGAUUUACUGUCUGUUUCCAGAAGAAGGCAGGCUGCGAUCAAAGAGACAGUCCUUUUCCUUUUGUCAAGACUCCAGGAGGAGCAAACCUUUUUGGCACUGUCAUUCCUCAGAAACCAGAGCUUCACAACUUAAACCAAGCCAGACAAGCACCAUUGUGACAUCCAGAUCCCGGUGGGGAGUGGCUCCAUUCUCCAUUUUGUAAUGCACAGUACAUGAUAGAACUUGUUUGACUGUCUUGGGACAGUGUCUGCUCAUCCCCAACCUCCAUGUCCAUUCAGAAAUGUUGAAUGAUAAAAGCAGGCAUCACCCACUUAUUGGAGAAAGAGGCAAAGGAACUUGUUACCCCAGAACAGUGAUUCUAAUCUUUGUGCUUCCUACUGAGCCUCAAGUACCUGACCUCAUCAGGUUAGCUUCCACCCCCAGGGCCAUGCAGGACCUCUGGAACAUUUGUACAAAUAUGUUUUUUCUCAAAUUUCCUCAAUGGCUAUCUUUAACCAUCCCAUAGGAUAGUUCAUCUGGGGUGAUCACCUGUAUGUUCUGGGGUCUCUUAUCCCUCUCACCAGUGAGGAUUCUCAGAAUCUGGCAAGUGAUCUCUCCACUUUGAAGAUCCAUAGCGAAACAAGCAUCAGAAUUCUUGCUUUUACCUAACCAGGCAUGCAACAAGGUCUUGGGCAAAAUGGCCUCAAGCAAGAAGCCUAAGUGCUUCUCUUCUUUCAGCGCCAAACCUUUGGGUUCAUAUCCUCAUCCAAAGAGAUUCAUCAGAGGGGCUUCCUUAAUCUGCCUGCCCACCAGUUUCCUUCCUGGCAAUUAAACAUGAACUUUUAUGCUUUAUCUCACCUGCUGUUUGAACUCCUUAAGGCAGUUCCAGUCCAUCUAACCUUGCUCAAAGCCACCUUCAUCACCAUAAGCAAGAUUCAUCUGAGCCCAGUUCCUUAUCAGUUAACAAGAACCUCUGAAUCUUCCGUAAGGCUAGAGUUAUCCUGAGAACUGAUCAGUCUUCAUCUGAAGCUUGACAACAUGUUCCACAUAUCCCAAGAGUUAAUUUCCCCCUCUUUUGUCCCAAUUCUAGUCAUUCUCAGGAGCAUCCUUGGCAUAACCUAGACAUUAGGCAGACCCUUGAGUUACUCAUUUAAAGAGCAGGGGCCUUUAGAUAAUCUUUUCAGCUGUUCCUUUUUAUUCUGUGACCUUGGUCAUAGGAGGGGAUGAGAAGUGACUGGCUUCACUGUAGCACACUGAAUCAAGGCCCACAUAACAUUGGCCUAUGAAUCCCAGUGCUUACCCACUGAUAUCUCCAUUUUAAUGAGCCACUAUUAAGAUAGGUCUAUACAUGCAAGAAGAGUUCUCCAGAACCUACUACUUCCUGACUAGGCAGCCACCUUUAUUUCUGCCUGUUCUUUGUCUAUCUAUAGCUUUUAUAUGUCUCUCAAAAUGGAUUCCUCCCAUGCCACACUGAGAAUGGAACAUCAGUUUCUUUCCUUGAAUAUUCCUUCUUGUUUGGCAAUGUAGAGAUAUCCAUUGCCACACUCAAGUUGUGGCAUUAUUUUAUUCAAGUAGCUGUUUGUUUGUUUGCAUGCAUGAAAACUCCCAAUCGAAGUUUGUUUGUGGCAGGCUUUUCCCUUUUCCCACUACUAUAUGGCUGCCCCCACCCACCCACUUUUCUUAUCUAAACCUAAUGUUUCUUACGAGAUCCCUUCUGCUUGGACAUGGUGCCGAACUGGAGGAGGAGCCAGAAGGGGAGGGAGAGGAUAAUCAAAUUGCCUAGUCACAAGUCCCUGCCUUGGCUGAAUGAAAGAGAUACAGCUUACAUAGUCACUGUCUCCACAGGCAAAACAUGAACCUUCAUGGUAAGGAACCCAAAUCUUGUAACUGAAUACUUUUAAAGGUUCUAGUGAAGUGUUUCUGAAUACCAUUUUCCAUUUCAUGGGGCUGGCAUAAAUGUGCUAACCUAAGAGGUAGGACCUUAGAGCGAAACAAGUACUUAUUUCAACAGUUGUAUGCAUCUUCGUCAGCACGACUGGGAUUCAUUGUGCUGAAACAGUAAUUUUUUUAAGGAUCAGCUUGGUAACGGCACAUAACAAUUUUGACAAAUUGGGUUUCAGCUUAAACAGAAGUACAAAAAUUGAUGCAUCAUUAAGAAGCUAUCCUUUCUCUUUUUUAAUAACAAAAAUCACUUUAUAUUAGAAAUUGAGCAAUAUAAAAUUCCUAGUAAAAGCUUGAUUGCUUGGUGUGUCUUCAAUUUCAGAUAUUGUUAGUGGAGCUCUGAAUAAACUUAAAUCUAACAGAACCCCCUCCACUACACCACAGAAAGACAGGCAUGGUAGGUAUAGUGCAUUUGCAUGGAGCACUUCAUACCUUGUCCUCAAGACUUGUGCAUUUUAUAACAAGACUGUGCUCGGAUAGGGUGCUGCAGAUUACUAUAACAAGUCUGUAAUACUGGCUUGCUUGCCCUUGCCGUUGCACUUGCACUGAUUGUAAUGGUCUGAGUUUCAGAGUUAGAAACUGGGCUGCUUUUUGCUACUGCAUACUGGGGCUUAGGUCCCAUUGAUAUGCUAUCCAUCAAUGCAAAUUACUAAAGAAUCUCUCUUAACUUGGGUACAUUUUUCUUCAGAAACAUUGCUUUUCUCCUAAAUAAAUUUUGCCAAUGAGAUAUCCUUGUCUAACAUUGCAAAGAGUGCAUGGCUUUAAAUGUUUGUCAUCUGUAAGGGGAGAUGAGACUUUCUAGAAGUUAUGGAAAUAAAAUUUGUGGGUUUUUUUAAAAGGCAGGAAUUUACUAACUGCAGGAGGAAGUAAGCAACCACUUAAAAAUGUUUCCUAUCUGUAUUUUCUAUUAACCUAUUAUUUCACCUAUAAAAAAAUGUGAGUGCCAGACCUGCUCUAGCUACUAGUGCAAAUACCAAGUUCCACUGUUUCAACUGUACAGCAGUUUUAUCUUGUUGCUGUCUGCCAUUUUAAAGCUUUUAUUUCAUCUGUUGUUUUCUUUACAGUCUUUUCAUCAGUGACUCCAGUGAUACUUACUCCAAAUUUUAAACGUAAAUGUCCAGCUGAUUCCUCUCAAGGUUUCUCUAACAAGAAAAGGCGAUCUAUCAGGCAUAACUUGGCUCUUGAAUUGCUACCAAGUAGCCUUUUUAGCGUUGGAUCAACACCUGGUUCAGGUAAAGUAAUGAUUAUUUAAAUAUUUUCUCCAACCUAAUCAGUUCAGAAUUCUGUCCCUCAUGGUAACCCUCUUUGCCUUACAAAGCUGUAGAGUUACUGCAGUCCAACAUGGCUACAUAAAGAUGACUGUUUUGCAUUUAUUGUUUAUGUUCCUAAUUGUACUUGCAUUAUGAGCCCUCUCAUGCAUUGGGCUAAGUUAUGGAUUGGCGCCCAUGGGAGACAAAUCCCUAACAUAUGUAUGAAAAAGCAUAUAAAGGAGUGUGGAUGGGUUAAGUCCCAAGAGAGACGUUCUAUCUUCAAUAACUGAUUUGAAAACAGUUAAAUACACAAUUUCUUGAACAACUUUAAUGAGAACUUACAAAUUUUCAGUGAAAAAUGGAGACCCAGAUCAUAGGUUUUUAAAAGGGUAAAUAAUUUUGUAGUUAUUUUAACAAUAGAUCAUUUAAACACUUCUCUCUAACCUAUUCACAGCUCAUUUUGAAACAAGCCCUAAUGUAUCUCUUGACGCACCUCAGAGUUCUGUGUCUAUCUCAGUCAGUAGUGAAAAGCACCUGCCUAGUGUAGGAAGUCGAAGAAGCAAAAGAAUUGCCAGCAAAAAAGUACAUAGGUAAGUUUGUCAGAAGAUUGGCAUUACAGGAACAGAGGGGGAAAUGCUGCCUAUGUUUCAUGAUGUUUAAAGAAGUCUAUAUAGAACUCUAAAUUUUCUAGAUUAAAUACAAUUUCUAAGUGAAAUGAGUUAACUGAAUUCUGUGACCUUGGUUCUUUUAAAAACUGGAGUUUAUAUUUUGGCUCCCAUCCUCUCAGUGCAUCAUCAAAUGUAUUUUCAAAUCAUUUAAUGGGGUAGAACUUUGUACAGUCUUUCACACCGUCUCCCACAAUUUAGGUAUAAAUGGCCUGUUUUAUGCUUAAGGGGUGGUUACUGUGUUGGAGCCAAACUUAAUCUGUAAAUUCUAUCAACGACCUUCUAUCAACAUAAGGCUUUUAUCCACCACAUUAUUCACUGGGGUCUCUCAACUCUCCAGAGCAGAUUUUUGAAGAGCACAAAGGGAACUUGUAAAAGCUGCUUCCUGCACCCUUUUUUGCCAGUAGCAGUACCCCUUGAGUGAAACUCUACUUGGGAAGCUCCCACUGGCAGAAGCAAAGUCUGGAUCCAAGCCAAAUUAUGUACAUUAUUAGACUUAAAACCUAGGGUAUUUGAGUUCAGGACAAUGUGUACUCAGCUUAUUUCUUAUUCUUUUCAGGGUUGAGUCUGGAAAAAUGGGUUGCUUUUCUCCUAAGGUUAGUCGGAAAGAAAUGGUGCGCAGGUCAUUGCGAUUAAAGUUCAUUCUGGGAAGGAGCAGCAAAGAGGUACUAUUUAACAUCUCUUGUUAUUGUAUUAGACUCUUAAGAGAAGUGAUUACUUUCAGUCUUGCGGAGCUUUCAGUUAAUUGUUGCAACUGUAGAGAAUUUUUUUAACGUUAAUCGAUUUUUAAAUGCUUUUAAAGUAAUCAAAUAUUUCCAUGACCCAUAAAUUCAGGCCGUUUGUAUGCGUUUUUAUAUUACUGUCUUAUUGGUUUUCUGUUGAGUUUUUGUCUUAGUGAUAUUGUGCAGCACUUUGAGAUUUAAAAAAAUAUUAAGUACCGUAUUUUUCGCACCAUAGGGCGCACCGGACCAUAGGGUGCACCCAGUUUUUAGGGGGGGAAAUCAAGAAAAAAAAAUCUUCCCCCCAGCCCCAAAGAGCAGCGCACAGGCUGCGCACAACCUCUCCCUGCCGGAGGGGUUGCACGCGGCUAUGGCACAAGCCAAGGCAGCGAGCAGGAUGGAUCCCGCUCGCUGUUUUGGCUUCCUCUGUAGCCCCACGCAGCCUCUCCCUCCCGGGAGAGGCUGCGUGGGGCUAAAGAAUCCAUAGCCCCGUGCAGCCUCUCCUUGCCGGAGGGGUUGCACACAGCUAUGGAGCAAGCCAAGGCAGCGAGCGGGAUGGAUCCCGCUCGCUGUUUUGGCUUCCACUUUAGCCCCGUGCAGCCUCUCCUUGCCAGGAGACGCUGCGCAGGGCUUUCCUGGGAGGUGGGGGGAUUCCCUCACCUCUCCCAAAAGCCCGCAGAAGCCGUGCAACCCCUUUAAAGAGAUCGCGGCUUCUCCUGGCUUUUCUGGGAGGUGGGAGAAGGGACUGAUGCGGCCAGUCAGUCCCUUCUCCCUCCUGUGGAAAAGCCCGCAAGAGCGCACGGAGCUUGUGUGCAGCUCUUGGGGGCUUUUCCCGCCUGCCUCCCCCCCUGCAUUCGCUCCAUAGGACGCACACACAUUUUCCCUUGCUUUUUAGGAGGGAAAAAUUGCGUCCUAUGGUGCGAAAAAUACGGUAUUUAUAAAUGAUUUUAAGUAAACAAACUGCAUUCUCUGUGCAGAUAUGCAUUGGAACUGAAGCAGGGAGCCCAUCUCUCGAUGACUUGUGAUCUUGUUCCAAUUGUAAUCUCUAGUUUCCAAAAGCCUUUCCCAGGCUACAGUAUUUGUGUUUUAGGUUGCUUUUAAUAAGUAAGUAAGUAAGUAAAUAAAUAAAUAAACAAAUAAGGGGCUGAAAGGUUAAUCCAUGUGGUGGAGAAUGUUUGGCAAAUGUCACAAAUUCUAAAUACUGCAUGCUGAAGUCCGUGAAGGUCUGUACUACUGCCAUUUCUCUGUCCCUUGUUCACCUACUCAGCUAGCUCCAAAUAGCUGAUCCCUGUUUGUGUUCCUCUUCUACAGCUGCUUGAUGUCUAUCUCUUGCCAUUUGCAGCUUUUUCUCAGUUGUAGCCAGUUAUUCCUAUAGACUUUGGAUUGUGGUGCUACCAUGAAUUCCCAAUGCAACACACUACUUUUUUCCAUUCACAUGACAGACCUAACAUUGCAAGCUUUUCAUUGCAUUCCUUGUUUAAAUAUAUAGUACAGCAGCAUCUUUAAAUUCUGAUUCUUUCCUUAAAUUGUAAAAGCAGUAAAGCAUUUGUGCUGUCUACAUAAAAUAAACUUUUUUUUAUCCUAAAAAGAAUACUGCAGUGGAACAUCUGCCUAGCAACAGAUCUGAAAAUGUUGGUCGUCGACUUGCAAGUCAACAAAAUGUUGAAAGUGGGAUGAAUCAUGGAAAGACAGCUGCAUUUUUAAGCCCAUGUGUUGGUGAAUAUAUAACAAAAAAAGGUAAAUUUGGUUUACCCUCUUAAGUGUCAAAUGUUGCUUUCUAUAUUAUAAAUAAAAUUACCAAGCAUGUCUGAAACAAGUAUGGCAUUCCAAUCAUGAUACCAGUUUCAGACAAUUUGAGAUAUUGCCCAGCCCUAGUUGGGUCUGGUGCUUUAUAGCUUGUUCACUGCUCAGCCCUGACUUCAAAUGAUAUGAAGUUUCCUAGUUUGCUGAUGACACCUAAUUCCUUGGAGCAGUAAACUGGUUGGCCACUCUUAUAGGAACUCUUGCUUUCUGAUCUUCAAACAGGUAGAUACUAUUCGGACUGAAUGCUAAGGUCACAGAUUUUUAUUGGCUGUUUGAUCUUUAGAGAAGGAGCUGAGAUGAACUAAGCUGAUCUUGGGCACACGUGUUCUGAAAGAAUGCUGAGAGCAGUAUUAGUGUGGAUCAAGACAGUAGCAUGGUGUGCAUGCACUUUCUGUUUUCCUAAAGAGAAGCUGAUAGUAACAUCUAUAAGGUGGAGUAGGGCAGUCCACAGACCAAAAUGAACACACAUAUUUAUGAGCACAAGUGAUUGUUUUUCUGGAGCAUCAUAUCUCGUAUUUGGUAUAAAAGAAGUAACCAUAACAAAUCAUAUGGUCAUUCUUGGUGCUUAAAUGAAUCUUGUUCCCCCUUCCUUCCUGAAACCUGAAAUGGCACCAGAGAUUGAGGUAGCGACCACCAGUUUAAUACCCAUUGUUGUGUUCCCAAGGUUAGGAAAAACAUAAGUGUGGUAUGUCUAUUCCUUCUGCAUUUUUUCUUGAAGGUGGUGUCACCCAUGAUCGUAUGGUAGAAAGUUUUACUUUAUACAGGCAAACAGGCAAAUGUGUUAUUCAGAUGUCAGCAGCCUUGAGCUGUGGACACAUCUGGAAUAUUCUGAGAGUGCUGCGGGUACCACCUCUCUGAUUACUUCUCUCCCCACUCCAGACAAAAAAGAAAAACACAACAUCAUUAUUUUUUGCUUUUCCAAUGGGUCUGGGUAAAAAGGCGAACCAAAUAGAAUUGCAGCAGAUCUUGAAUUUUUAUCAUUUUACACAAGUCCCGUCCCCAAAUUCAAUUGUCAAAUAAAAGCUUAGGAUAGUGGACUGCACAGAAAAAUUGCAGGUCCAGUUCUUGCCAGCACCAGAAGAACAUUGAUCCAAGGCACAGAUUCUCAUGAGUUUUGUGGUCUUCCUAUGUAACUCUCACACAAAUCAUGGAAUAUAUAUGUGGACCCAGAGAUUACCUAUUAGUUGAUGGUGGUUUUGAACAGAUCCCUUGUAAAGAGUGUGCAGAUGAUAAGCAUUUGUACCACAUAUCCAUGUUUUUGUGCUAUGGCAACACUGGAAAGCAAUGGGUUUUCUUGGUUCAAUCAAUUGAAAAAGAUACAGGGGUUUUGGAUUUUUUUUUAUGGGAUGUGGGGAACCCAAGAAUAAACUGGAAUUUUAAAAGGAUGUGUUUUACUGUGUGCACACAUGCACAUGAGCUAUCUCCUGACACUUGUGACAUUGCACUUUUUACCUACUGGCCACUCCAUUUUCCUUUCCUCAAGCCUCUCAGAUUGCUUCCCUUUCCCUAGAGUGGCUGGGGAAGCCCAGCCAGAUGGGCGGGGUAUAAAUAAUAAAAUUAUUAUUAUUAUUAUUAUUAUUAUUAUUAUUAUUAUUUCCGUACUACCUCAAUGAUUACUUUGCUUUCUGUUUAGCUGCUGGUCAGAUCCUGUUUUCAGCCUUGAAAAGCAGGUAUAGCUGAAAGAGGAAGUGGGAAAGACCAUCACUUCUGCCUUCAACUCUAUGUACUUUUCAAGGGAGAAAAAAAGGCAACCCCCAUUUUACCCCAUGAUUAAGAGUGCAGUGAGCAGGUGCCAAAGUCCUUAAUGGCACUACUGCAACAACAAGUAUCACAUUUGCGAUCCCAAGUGGUUUCAGUGUAAAUUUAAUCAGCAAGAUUAUAACUUUCUGAUAUACUUACUGUGUGUGUGUUGUUGUUUUUUUAAGAUUCCAAAAACAUCAGCAAGUCAGAGGAAAACUUGCAAAUUGAAAACCAACGUAAUGAAACAACCUACCGAAUGUCCUGGACUGGCCCCAGUACUGCAGGAUCUGAGAAGACUAGCAAUAGGGCUGCUGCUUUAAUGGCAUGUCGUGAAGCAGAAACCUCUUUUUCUGAGCCUCUUCUUACAACUAGAAUACCACCAAUCAUUCCUGUUAAGUCAAGACCCACUGAUGCAAGUUCUGAACAGGAAAGCAAAAAACAACAAACUUCUUUUUGUGAGGAUGAAAAUGAUUUGACUGCAGACACUUUAUUGAAAAUUAAGACAGCAUUUUCUGAAUCGGGAAGCAACCUUCAUAAUUUAUUUGAAACUGAGCCUUCAAAAUUAAAUUUAACACAAGGUACAGCAUGCUUUUCAGAACUCAAUCUAGAGGAAGAGCUCUCUAAAGCCCAAGCUCAGAAACUGACAAAUGUAGAACAGAAGACUCCAUUUGUAGGUUCUGCGAAUAAAUCAAAUGUCUCCGACAAACGUCUGCCAAAUAUGGAUCAAGUCAAAGCUGUAGACAGUUCCCUCUUCCCAAACAAUACAGAGACUAAUCUUCCAGUCCAUGAUCUUAGCAAAAGUGAGGGAUCAAUAAAAAAGGAGCACUUGACCAUAAUGACAUCUCCAGGGAUGCAUUUAAAUAGCACAAACACCCUGAAAAAUGAGACAUUGGAAUCGGAUGAAAAAACCGAUGAAGAAUUUAGAUACUGUUACUCAGAAAUUAAAGAAUGUCUUGAAAAAGGGGAGCUUCUUUCUCAGUUGCCAGAAGAUGGCAACAGAAACAAUACAUGUUAUCUACACAUGGAAACUAUUGAGAAAUCUACAUUUUCCCCUCCAGGAAAGGUUGCUGACCAUAUACAUUGGUUCAACAAACUUUCAUUAAAUGAGCCAUGUUCUGCAACCAAAGCCAAAUCACCACUUAAGUUUCAACGUACGCCUGUCCGUCAGUCAGUACGGAGAAUGAACUCCCUCUUGGAGGCUAACAAGCCGUCAGUUGCUUGUGGAUUAAUAAAAGCUGGCAAUGACUGUCCUUCUCUUGUUAAAUCAGUGAGUUUUGAAACCGCAUUGCCGUCCUACAUGGAAAAUACCUCUAGUACAUCUACAGCUUCUCUGCUUUCUUCUGAAUCAACCUGCAAGCAAGAGUCUACUUGCAAUCGGUAUUCUCUGCCUUCCAAAUCCUGCCCACAACAAAUACAUCCAUUACAGCAAGCCAGCAGGCCUGGUACAACCUGCAAAGAGACACUGACUACCAGUCAUCAAUCCAAGUCAGUCCUUGAGGACCUAACUAAUCACGAAGCACCAAAAGCUGUUGUAAAAACGAACACAAACGUAAAUAUUCUGGUUGCUACACCUGACAAAUGUGAUUUCAGGAGAAAAUUGUCAGAAAAGAAGGUUCGCUAUAGAGGGUCUCCAAAGAACCCAAUAGCCACAACCAAACUCCUUCCAGUUGUUAAACCUCUUGACUUAUAGGUUAAACAACCCAAUUCCUGGCAUGUUUCCUAUAGACUUCAGUGGUCUUUGUAUUUAGGAUUGUAGCCAAAGUCUCUUGUUUAUCUUAAACUGUCAAUCUGCUUCUUUAUUUUUUAAAAAAUAUCUGUCGUUUUUGUUUUUAAAUAGGAUUCUUUCUUGAAUUGAGAGGAAAUGUAAGCUGCAACUGAAACUUGAAUAAGUUCUGUUGGGUAGUGUUUACCUUGUGGCUUCUAAUAAGUAUUUGCCUUUCAUAUUUUGACUGGAUUUUAGAGGGGGUGGGGAAGCUUGAAAAUGCUGCUGGUUACGGUUAAUUCAGUUACGAAGAAUCUGUUUUUAGUUGAUCUUAUAGUGUGAGAAGUUUAAAAUUGCAUUUGUAAGGAAGUGCAUUCCUCACUUGCAAAGUAUAACACUGUGUUUGCAAGUUCUUGGUUCACAGUCAUGAGUCUCACAAUAUAGUUCUUACAACAUUUUAAGUGUCUGUAAGGUUGAUAUCGGGUACUGGUGCUCAGGUAAAAGCAGCUGUUAAGAAGCUCACAGCUUGUCUACUGAUCGGAGGUGCAUUUUUUUGUUGACUCAAACAAAUAGCACCAAAUAAAAACAUUGGCAAGUUAAGCAACUAUGUAAUUGUAGGUGGAUGCACACAGAGGAUGCUAGCACAAUUUACGGUAAAUAUUCCAAUGCUGCUGGAUGCACAUUAUUUUCUAACUGCAAAUUGGGUGUAGGGGUAUGCGCAAAAGAACUUGCAGGUCUUAAUUUCUUUUCUUAAAGUAAUGUGGUACAGCAAACCACAUGAUUAAAAAUAAUGAAAUAUGCCUAUUAUGUCACCACAAUAAAACUGUAUAGAGCCAUACUGUUCAUUUGCACAGAUAUUUUGCUCUGUCUGCUGUAAUAUUGAAACUGUUCAGUUCUGUUUAUAGCACAUAAAUUAUUUAAACUUGAAGUUGAUUUUUAUUUACCUUUUCUAUGUAAUUUGAUUUGUGAUAGUGCUAAAUUUAUUUUUUCCAAAAUAAAAAACUUAUUUUUUUUCUCUUU